UUUUGUAAUUUGUGGGGAGGGUUAAAAACCGCGCGUAGAGCUGCAAAUUUAUUCCUGGAAAAUCGUCGUUGGUGCUGACCGUGGCACAUCGCAAAGUUAACAAACGUAACCGAAAGUAUUAGCCCCAGCAACCCGGACAAGUGUCACACGGAGGAGAUAGGAGCCAACAAUUUAUAUAAAAACAUAUUAUAAACUAAAAAAAAAUGUUCUCACGACCCAGCUUGUGCGGAACUGUGGGCAAAUUGUGCCGAUGCAGUACUUCAGCAACAGGAAUUACUACGGUGGCACCCGCAACAGUUCCCGUCGCCCGACAUUAUCACGAGGUGGUGGGCGACAUCAUCUGCCCCUCUCAGGUGCGCGGCAUUGAUCACAUCCGUGAUCCACGACUUAACAAGGGCCUGGCCUUCACCCUCGAGGAGCGUCAGACACUCGGCAUCCAUGGACUGCAGCCGGCUCGCUUCAAGACCCAGGAGGAGCAGCUGCAGCUCUGCAAGAUCGCCGUGAACCGCUACACGGAGCCGCUGAACAAGUACCUUUACCUGAGCGAUCUGUACGAUCGUAAUGAGCGGCUGUUCUUCCGUUUCCUCUCGGAGAACAUCGAGGAUCUGAUGCCCAUCGUCUAUACGCCCACAGUGGGUUUGGCUUGCCAGCGUUUUGGCCUGAUCUACAGGCGUCCCCAUGGUCUCUUCAUCACCUACAACGAUCGUGGACACAUCUUCGAUGUGAUGAAGAACUGGCCGGAGCCUAAUGUGCGUGCGAUUUGCGUGACGGAUGGCGAGCGCAUCCUGGGACUGGGAGAUUUGGGAGCCUGCGGCAUGGGCAUUCCCGUGGGCAAGCUGGCCUUGUACACAGCUCUGGCUGGAAUCAAACCCCACCAGUGCCUGCCCAUCUUGGUGGACGUGGGCACCAACAACAUCGAUCUGCUGGAGGAUCCCCUGUACGUGGGUCUGCGUCAGAAGCGAGUGGUUGGACGCGAAUACGACGACUUCAUUGACGAGUUCAUGGAGGCGGUGGUGCAGCGUUAUGGCCAGAACACCUUGAUCCAGUUCGAGGACUUUGGCAACCACAAUGCAUUUAGGUUCCUGGACAAAUACCGCAACACCUACUGCACUUUCAACGACGAUAUCCAGGGAACCGCCUCCGUGGCCGUCGCUGGACUCUAUGCCUCCAAGCGUAUCACCGGCAAGUCCUUCAAGGACUACACCUUCCUGUUCGCCGGAGCCGGUGAAGCCGCCAUCGGUAUUGCCGAUCUCACAGUCAAGGCCAUGGUGGAAGAUGGCGUGCCCCUCGAGGAGGCCUACAACAGAAUUUACAUGGUGGACAUCGACGGUCUGCUGACCAAGAGCCGCAAGGUGGGCAACCUAGAUGGCCACAAAAUCCACUAUGCCAAGGACAUCAACCCCAUGUCGGAUCUUGCCGAGAUUGUCUCCACCAUCAAGCCUAGUGUGCUCAUUGGUGCUUCUGCCGCUGCCGGCAUUUUCACACCCGAGAUCCUGCGCACCAUGGCGGAUAACAACGAGAGGCCCGUGGUGUUUGCCUUGUCCAAUCCCACCAGCAAGGCUGAAUGCACUGCCGAAGAUGCCUACAAGCACACAGAUGCUCGCGUCAUCUUCUCGUCGGGCUCUCCGUUCCCACCUGUUCAGGUCGGCGAGAAGACCUUCUACCCAGGCCAGGGCAACAAUGCCUAUAUCUUCCCCGGCGUGGGCUUGGGCGUGAUCUGCACAGGCACCCACCACAUACCCGACGAAAUGUUCCUUAUCGCCGCCCAGGAGCUGGCCAACUUCGUGGAGCCCAGCGACAUUGAGCGCGGAUCACUGUACCCUCCCCUUUCGAGCAUCCGUGAGGUGUCAAUGAACAUUGCCGUUGGCGUGACCAAAUGUGCCUACGAUAGAGGCUUGGCAUCUACUUAUCCGGAGCCGCAGGACAAGCGCAAGUGGCUGGAGAACCAACUGUACAACUUCAACUACGAGAGCUCCAUGCCGGCUUCAUGGGUUUGGCCCCGGAUGCCCUACAUUAAGACUCGCGAAGAAAGCCCGCUCAUUGCCGCCAUCAAAUAAAAAGCAUUAAAGCGUUCAACUGAUUGAUGGCACCGUUCUGUUUUGCAUCUAACACACUCUACUACUUCCAAGCGUACACCAUCAGCACCAAGCAACCAACCAACCAAACAACCAACCGACUACUAACAAGAUUACUCUAGACUAGAUAGAUUUCAAGUGCUCACUUCUUUUAAAUGUUUGUUGAUCAAUUCGUUGGCGCCGUCCGUCAGCAUCUUAGAUAUGGUUCGAGCAUCUCCCACAUCGUUGACUAAAAAAUAAUUUAAACAAUUGUUAAUAAUACCACUAGACCAUUGGUCAGCGAUGUGGGAGAGUUAGGACCUGUGCGAUGGGGACGGAGUCAACGGAUUAAUUCUUAAGUGUAUUUUCAAAAUGUUCAUAGUAUUAUGUAUGUAUGCCGUGUUUUUAUAUUUGUAUAAAUUAUCAUGUUAUUAAUUUUGUGAUACCAAAAUACCGAUACCAAAUGACGACAUUGACUGUGACGAUGACUACGCCUCUGAAAAGCAAUUACGCAGUAUUCUAUUCUAUCCUAUCACCACUAUCCUAUCUGUAUUUAAUCUGUGCUAUGUUUAUGGUUUGCUGUAACUUAACUACCCAAUUGGCUUUGCAGUUCCAUUCCCACGCCGCUUGCCAUAACUCUCCCUGCAUUUUCUGUGCAUUUCCCAGCUUCCCAACUGAUCUGCUCUGUCUACUACUACUACUAACUCUGACGGCGGCAUCAAGCGAGCUCCAAAGCUAUACUUAUUUACCAAAUCAAAUUCACGCUUAAUCACCCACCUGAAAUUCGACAAUUGAUUGAUUUAUCUAUUGCUAUAUGUUCCUUUCGUUGACACACAGAGAGCGAGGAACUUAUGUAAAUUAUCGAACCCCCUACUGCAAACCGACCGCCUAGAAAAAUUGGCUAGACAGCAGAGCUAACUGCUUCGAGAACUGGUGAGAGCAACCCAACCAACCAACCAUCCAACCGAUUCCACAUGUAAAACAACUUAAUUCGCUGCUGUUAACCAACUACCCAACUAUCUAAGUUAAUACUUUAUGAUUUCUAUCGUUUAGUUCCCAUAUAUCUGUAGAUAUAUUCGAGUGACGAUUAUGUUUUUUUUUCUUCGUUGAGCCAUGUCUGAUAUUUAUUAACGCAAUUAAGCAGCUUUGUUAUAAUUUAUUGUUACCAAGGUCGAGCUAAUGUAUCAAUAACUAGAAACCCUAUCCCUAAAUAUCGAUCGGACCGAUUUAGCCAUUGUACCACUGACUAGAUGAUGAUGAUGUGCGAUAAACAAUAAAAUAAAAACACAAGUUAAAUA
This is a messenger RNA of Drosophila subpulchrella, 3352 nucleotides long. RefSeq names its product NADP-dependent malic enzyme (gene Men-b). Gene Ontology annotation, biological process: malate metabolic process; pyruvate metabolic process. Gene Ontology annotation, molecular function: NAD binding; malate dehydrogenase (decarboxylating) (NAD+) activity; malate dehydrogenase (decarboxylating) (NADP+) activity. The coding region runs from base 204 to 2057 and encodes 617 amino acids. Lineage: Eukaryota; Metazoa; Arthropoda; Insecta; Diptera; Drosophilidae. Gene Ontology annotation, cellular component: mitochondrion. The transcript is spliced from 7 exons. The record is from RefSeq and is a predicted model, not a curated record.